AUGCUAUUCGACUUAGGUAAACUUUUUGCAGCCUGUUUGGCUAUUUGGACGGUUUCAGCCAUUAAUGUCGAAACACUAGUGGCUGACCUCUCAGAUUCCCUGUUGGUGCAAGUCAACCGUCUUGACUCCAGAGCUUAUUAUAUUCCUGAUGAAACUAGUCUUUCAUUAAACGGUGAAUGGGAUUUUGGUUACUUUUCACUGCCUUUGGAAGCACCAAUGCCAGACACUAAAGAUAAUGAACUUGUUUCAAAAAUCGAUGUUCCCGGACAUUGGCAACUCCAAGGUUUUGGUCAUCCUCAUUAUACAAAUGUUGUUUUUCCAUUCAAUGUGAAUCCACCCCACCCUCCCGCUGACAACCCGACUGGGGUAUAUCGUAGAAACUUUACGGUGCCUGGAAAUUGGAGCUCUAAAGACGAAUUUGAUUACAGGCUUCGUUUCGAAGGGGUAGACAAUUCCUAUCAUGUCUUUGUUAACGGUAAGUUUAUUGGAUACAGUGAAGGUAGUCGAAAUCCUGCUGAGUUUGAUAUCGGCGAACAUUUGAAUCUAGGUGAAGAAAACGAAGUAUGGGUCAGGGUAUAUAAAUGGUCAAAGUCUUCUUAUAUUGAAGAUCAAGAUCAAUGGUGGCUAAGUGGAAUUUUCAGAGACGUAUAUCUUCUAGGUUUCAGAAAAGAAGGUUAUAUCGAAGAUUUUCAGGUUAUAACUGAUUUCGAUAAAUCUCUCACUAAUUCAGAAUUGAAAUUAUACACUUUUUUUAAUCAGGAAUCUGAUUUCAAUGAGAAUGAGCUUAAAGUUGACUUAACAGAUGAAAAUGCUACCAUUAUUAGAGAAUCUUUUAAAAUAAAUGCUACUUCUUUCGAUCAUUCUUUUUUCGUUGAAUCUCCAAGAAAAUGGACGGCUGAAACUCCAAAUUUAUAUUCUUUAAACUUAAAGGUUGUGAAUGCAAAAAACGAAACAUUAAGUGAAGUUAAUCAGCAAGUUGGUUUCAGAAAAGUGGAAAUCAAUGAUGGAACUUUGAAGGUCAAUGGCGUUCCAAUUCUUUUCAGAGGUAUUAAUAGACAUGACCAUCAUCCAGAACAUGGCCGUGCUGUUCCCUUGGAUUUUGUAGAAAGAGAUAUGUUAAUAAUGAAACAGCAUAAUAUUAAUGCUAUUCGUACCUCACAUUACCCAGACCACCCGAAAUUUUAUCAACUUGCUAAUAAAUAUGGGUUUUGGGUCAUUGAUGAAGCUGACUUAGAAUGUCAUGGGUUUCAAAGUGUGGUCUUGAAGCACGAUUACAAGGGAAAUCAAAUAGAUGAGGAAGAAAAAGAGCUAUAUGAUAAAGCUAAAAGCUUUACUUCGGAUAAUCAAACCUGGGAAAUUGCUUAUGUUGAUAGAGCAAACAGUUUGGUAAAACGUGAUUUCAAUCACCCAAGUAUUAUAAUGUGGUCUCUCGGUAACGAGGCAUUCUACGGUAGAAACUUUGCUGCUAUGGCUGAUAAAAUAAGAUCCUUGGAUUCUGGCCGUCCUAUUCAUUAUGAACAAGAUCGUAAUGCCACUUCGGCUGAUGUUUUCAGUCAAAUGUAUCCAACUUUGGAAGAAGUAGAAGAGUUUGGCAAAAAUCCAAGAGAUGGUAAACCUUUGAUUUUAUGUGAAUAUGGACAUGCAAUGGGAAAUGGACCAGGUCUAAUUAGACAAUAUCAAGACUUAUUUUAUAAGUACGAUGCUCUUCAGGGUGGAUUUAUAUGGGAAUGGAAUAAUCAUGGUAUAUAUGAUGAAGGCACUUAUAAGUACGGUGGUGAUUUUGGUGACUGGCCAAAUGAUGGUCAAUUUAUUAUGGAUGGGCUUACUAACUCCAAGCAUGAUCCCACCCCUGGCUUAGCUGAGUUAAAAAAGGUUAUUGAGCCAAUACUAAUCAACAUUGAUGCAACGAAAGGUACCAUAAGAAUCAAUAAUACUUUUGAUUUUAUUGAUUUAGAUAAUUACGACUUUAAGUAUAAUAUCACUAGUUACAGAGGUAUCAAAAAGACCCAAGUUAGUGAUGGGAUUCUUCAGCUUGGUAAGACGUUGAAAGCUCAAGAAUCAAUCGAAUUUCCAAUUCCCGAUUAUAAAAAAGAUGACAAUUUAGAUCAUAUAAUAAUUGAAGUGCAAGCAACAUUAAAGGAAUCGACUAAUGCAGUAACAGCUGGUCAUUUGGUAGCUUGGGGCCAAACUUUCUUAAAAUCUUCUCCAGCUGUGCUAGCAAUGAACUCGAGUGAAGUGUUUGAUUACGAGGAAACACCUGGUUUGUAUACAGUUAAAAAGGGUGAUGAUUUCCAUUUUAUUUUUGACAAGGUCAACGGUAAAAUUGUUGAAUGGAAGGUCAAUGGCCAAGUUUAUAUUGGCGAAGGUUUUAAUAAUAUAACUUUCUGGAGGCCUAGUACCAAUAAUGAUCAGCCAGUGGAUGAGCCAUACUGGGAGGGAUUUGGUUUAAAUGCUACUCAAAAAAAUGUUGUCGAAUUUGCUUAUGGAGACACGAAUAUCUCUGUUAAAUCGUAUAUUGGUCCUCCUAAAUUAUCGUGGGGGUUUGAAGUUACUGAGGAGUUUGAACUUGAGACUAAUUCUAUCAAGAUUAAAUCUGAGUUUAUUCCUAAGGCAUAUAAUCCAUUUGCAGAUAUACCAAAUUCAAUUCCACGUUUAGGUUACGAAUUCACAAUAGAUGACGAUAUUGGAGAAAAAGUAAAGUGGCUAGGUAGAGGUCCUGGUGAAAGUUAUGCUGACAAAAAGGAAUCCCAGAAAUUCGACCUUCACGAACGCAACUAUACUGACCUUGGCUAUGCAUAUGAUGUCCCACAAGAGAAUGGUAAUCAUGAAGACACUUUCUGGGUAUACCUAGAAGGAAAAGAAAAUGGCGGGUUACUCAUUAAUGGAGGUGAAAAUCAGUUUAAUUUCAAAGUCUCUGAUGAAUAUGGCUUACAAGAAGCGUUGCAUCCCAAAGAUGUUAGACAUGGUAAAAGGUACGUUAGAGUUGACUAUAAACAGCACGGACUUGGUACCGCUGCCUGUGGACCAGGUGUUCAGCCACCAUUUCAAUUUAAUAUAUCUGAAAAUGAGCCAAUAAAAUUUCAAUUUGAAAUGGCAGUAUUGAAUUGAAGAGUUCUUAUAUACUUC
This is a messenger RNA of Hyphopichia burtonii NRRL Y-1933, 3126 nucleotides long. RefSeq lists its product as uncharacterized. The record is from RefSeq and is a predicted model, not a curated record. The transcript has a single exon. Gene Ontology annotation, molecular function: beta-galactosidase activity; carbohydrate binding. Lineage: Eukaryota; Fungi; Ascomycota; Pichiomycetes; Serinales; Debaryomycetaceae. Gene Ontology annotation, biological process: lactose catabolic process. Gene Ontology annotation, cellular component: beta-galactosidase complex. Bases 1 to 3108 code for a protein of 1035 amino acids.